This is a messenger RNA of Seminavis robusta, 1436 nucleotides long. The record is from the annotation of a GenBank genome assembly. NCBI's taxonomy places the organism in Eukaryota, Bacillariophyta, Bacillariophyceae, Naviculales, Naviculaceae.
AACCACUGCGGCAAGCGGUCUUCUCUUCUCGAGCAAAAGAUCCAACAGUUCCGUCCUCGGUCUUCGAUCUUCUUCACAAACUCGAUUGUUUGUGGAUAACAACCACUCCUAUUCUUGCUAGUAGUAUUGGUUAAUAGUCGCCCAACGUAUCAAGAUAAUGGCCGAAGAGUUUCAUCAAGGUGCCGUGGCAGAUCCCCACAAUCCAGAUCGAGGGAUUCGAGGAGCCAAGAUGAUUCAUGAACCAGGCGAAACGGGGGAGACGGCAACGAUCAGCUGUGGCACUACCAAAGGCCCCUUUGUGGCCAAGUUUCAUCGCGAUUGGUCUCCUAAUGGCUACGACAGAGCCACUGCGUUGUUUCAAAAGGGAUUCUUUGAUCACAGUCACUUCUUCCGGGUAGUGCCAAAUUUUCUCGUCCAGUUUGGAAUCAGUUAUAGCGAAAACAAAGGUCUCCAGCAAUUUUCUCGUACACAAGUCGCCGAUGACCCUGUGCCGGAUCCCAAGAUCCCCUUCCAUAAAGGGAUCAUGUCCUUUGCAGGAAAUGGACCCAACAGUCGAACAUCCCAAAUGUUUAUUUCCUACGGUAGCCAUCCCAAUCUUGGAAAAGAACUCUGGGAGACACCCUUUGGAGAAGUAGUCGAAGGCAUGGAACAUAUUGAGGAGUUGUAUUCCUACGGUGAUAUGCCUCCGUGGGGAAAGGGCCCUGUACAGGGCAAGAUUCACAGCGGCCCCGACUACAUCAAUGACAACUUUCCUCUGAUUGACAAGUUUGAAGAGUGCAGAGUGAUCAUUCACAAACCCGACGAUCAUGCUCCUUCGGCAAAGGAAGAUGAAAAUGACCAAGGAGAAGGAAAUGACCAGAAAGAAAAGGAAGAGGAGGAAGAUGCCGACACGACCGAAGAAGAAGUUGAAAAGAGGGAAGAACAAGAAGACAAGGAGGAAGAAGAAGCGGAAGAAGAGAUUGGCCGACCGGAACUACACAAUCGCCGCGAAAUUCGAGACUUCAAAAACGCCCAAGACAAUGCUGAUGAUCCUGUCGAAUUGGAGCAAAGGCAAUUGAUUGCCGCCGAAAAGGAACUGAGUGGGUUUGAAGAUAUCAUGCAAGUCAGUGCCGUGGUGGCUGGUAUCGUGUUGAUGGUGUUGGGAGUUGCCGCACUGUCGCGCCGGUCGCGGACCAAAAAGCACAAGAAUUGAUCUUGCUGUACGGUGCGGCGAGCUAGUUAUAUUGCGGUGAUCACCUAGCUCUGGCAAGCUAUAGUUGUAUUGCUAGCAACAAACAACAAUCAGCUCGAAUUUCUGAAACAAGUGCAAAAGAAGACCUGCAGGUCUUGCUCUGACGACAGGAGACGAAGACAAUCGCUAUCUAGCUAGGAUAAGAGGCAGGGCUUGCUGUUGUCCUGCAGGUACUGACAAUUUUAUAGCAAGUUUUCUUCAACAG